Ilex paraguariensis (yerba mate) is the source of this 1074-nucleotide messenger RNA. The record is from the annotation of a GenBank genome assembly. Lineage: Eukaryota; Viridiplantae; Streptophyta; Magnoliopsida; Aquifoliales; Aquifoliaceae.
AUGGCGGCCACCAGAAUCGUAGUGUCAGCAAGCACCACUGCCGCCACAACUUUGCUGUUCAAAGGGCCAUUGCGAAGACCUCAAAGUUUGAGCUUUUUUUGCCCCAACAAUCGAUUAGUGCCCAAGAAAAGAUUGUUCACUUGCAGUGCAAUUUACAAUCCCCAAGUUCAGAUCAAAGAGGAAGGCCAACCCGAAACCCUAGAUUACCGAGUCUUCUUCCUCGAUGAUUCUGGCAAAAAGGGUUUCCAACGACUUGAAUUUAUUGGUCACAAAGCAUUUUGUUUGCUCACGUUGCAGGUUUCUCCUUGGCAUGAUAUACCGCUACAUUUGGGUGAUAGUGCCUUCAGUUUUAUUGUUGAAAUUCCCAAAGAAUCAAGUGCAAAGAUGGAGGUUGCUACUGAUGAGCCAUUCACUCCAAUAAAACAAGACACAAAGAAAGGAAAAUUGCGCUACUACCCGUACGAUAUGCUGUUGCACUUUUUUCUUUGUGGAUGUUUUCCUUUUCAUUGUUUAGUCAUGUUAUAUUUGAAGCAAGGUCCACUACUACCUCCUGUCCUUCCAAGAAGUGGACGGCUGGCAGAGUUCACUUGCCUUCUCAGGUAUAAUAUAAACUGGAAUUACGGAUUACUCCCACAAACUUGGGAAGACCCGUCAUUUGCCAACCAUGAAGUUGAUGGGGCAUUUGGAGAUAACGAUCCAGUUGAUGUUGUUGAAAUUGGGGAUAGCCGUGGAAAAAUUGGCCAGAUUCUGAAAGUCAAGCCCUUAGGUGCUUUAGCUAUGAUUGAUGAGGGCGAACUUGACUGGAAAAUAGUGGCAAUUUCAUUGGAUGAUCCAAGGGCUUCACUUGUAAAUGAUGUUGAUGACGUGGAGAAGCAUUUUCCGGGCACUCUUACUGCAAUCAGGGACUGGUUCAGAGACUACAAGAUCCCUGAUGGAAAACCUGCUAACAAGUUUGGUCUUGGCAACAAGGCAGCAAACAAGGAUUAUGCUCUGCAAGUCAUUACUGAAGCCAAUGAGUCUUGGGCCAAACUUGUCAAAAGAUCUACUCCUUCUGGAGAGCUUUCCCUUGUGUAA